Messenger RNA from Pelobates fuscus (common spadefoot toad), 5804 nucleotides. It is a transcript of the gene DLC1, whose product is annotated as DLC1 Rho GTPase activating protein. Gene Ontology annotation, cellular component: focal adhesion; membrane raft. The transcript is spliced from 14 exons. Gene Ontology annotation, biological process: signal transduction; regulation of Rho protein signal transduction; actin cytoskeleton organization. The coding region runs from base 346 to 3609 and encodes 1087 amino acids. Lineage: Eukaryota; Metazoa; Chordata; Amphibia; Anura; Pelobatidae. The record is from RefSeq and is a predicted model, not a curated record. Gene Ontology annotation, molecular function: GTPase activator activity; protein binding; lipid binding.
GAGCCGGAUGGGAUAUUGCUUUUGGAGCCUUUCACGUCUUCAGACUCAUUGCAUAUUGAGAGACAGGCUCUGGGAGGAAAAUCAUGGCUCUUUGCAGUUUUGGGGAAACUUAUUGGAUUUUACUUGUCCUUUAACCAGUGGAUCUUUGCUUUCUGAGAUUGGAUAUACAAGUUUACUACUGGACUGAAGCAACAAGUUUCCUAGACUCCUUUUGACUAUUUUUUUUUUUUUUUUGCAAUGACUGGUCCCAAUGUACUGAACUCCUGCACAUCACCAGGGGAGGACAGCGAAUACCCAAGGGAUUUAUAAUUUUAAUUUACAUCUAAAUCAGACCUGGAUCCACAUAUGUGUAAAGAAAAGCUGGACAUUAUGAUCCUUACACAAAUAGAGGCAAAGGAAGCAUGUGAUUGGCUGCGGGCUGCAGGGUUCCCUCAAUAUGCUCAGCUCUUUACAGAUCUCCUAUUUCCUAUUGACAUCGCUGCAGUAAAAACCGAUCAUGACUUUUUGGACAGAGAUGCUAUUGAAGCAUUGUGCAGACGUUUAAAUACUUUAAAUAAGUGUGCCGUAAUGAAGCUGGAAAUAAGUCCAAACAGGAAGAGGAGUGAAGAUUCAGAUGAAGAUGAACCUUGUGCAAUCAGUGGAAAAUGGACCUUUCAGAGGGAUAGCAAAAGAUGGUCCAGACUAGAAGAAUUUGAUGUGUUUCCUCUGAACCAGGGACCAAAACCAACCCUCUCUGAUGCACACCAGUUAGCUAAUGCAGCUAGUCAAGACAGCAUUCUUACUGACCUAAGUGAGCAGCAGGAAGUAACCUCCAUACACAGUACCAGUAGUGACAGUCCCCAAGCACACCCUAUCAGUGAGGCAAGCACAACAAGGACAAACUCUGUCAUCAGCAUUUGCUCAUCGGGCAACUUUAUUGCGAACGAUGACUCAUUUGGUAGCCUUCCAUCACCAAAAGAACUGUCCAAUUUCAAUUUUAACAUGAAAGCUAAUGAGAGAAACUCCAAAUCGAGAACAAAGAGCCUUCUGAAGAGAAUGGAAAGUCUAAAAAUUAAAACUUCCGGCAGCAAAAAGAAGUCUCAUUCCAAACUGGGUUUGAUUAUCAGUGAACCCGUUUUACAAGAAGGGGCUGAUGAUGAUAAGCUAAAGCAACUUAACUGUGUGGAAAUAUCUUCCCUAAAUGGAAAUCACAUUAAUGCACCCAAAGUGCGAAGGAGGAGUAUCUCAAACUCCACACAGACUAGCAGUAGCAGUAGUCAGUCUGAGACCAGCAGUGCGGUUAGUACUCCAAGCCCCGUAACAAGAACACGUAGCUUAAGUGCUUGCCACAAGAGAGUAGGAAUGUACUUAGAAGGGUUUGACCCAUUUAACCAGUCAACAUUUAGUGAUGUCCUUGAACAGAACUAUAGGAAUCAGAGGAAUUUUGGCGAUGAUGCUGUUUUUUUCAUUCCAGAGGACCACAAACCUGGCACUUUUCCCAAAGCACUUUCAAAUAGCAACUUGUCUCCCUCUGACAGCACCUCAUCUAUGAACUGGAGGACGGGCAGUUUUAAUGGCCACGAGCUCCUCAAUUUUCCCAGUGAUAAUAGUGUCAACAGCUGCAAAAGUUCCAUCAGCAGCAGAAGACGGAAUUCAUGUUGUUCCGAAGGAAGCCGCUUAAGUAUUUAUGACAAUGUACCAGGCACACUUCUGUAUUCCAGUAACAGUGACCUGCUUGACCUGGAAAAUGAAGAUAUCUUCCCAGAACUGGAUGACAUUUUAUACCAUGUGAAAGGAAUGCAAAGGAUAGUGAAUCAGUGGUCAGAGAAAUUUUAUGAUGGGGAUUCCGAUUCUGCCCUGGAUUCUGUUUCCCCAUGCCCGUCCUCCCCAAAACAAAUACACUUGGAUAUUGACAAUGACUGCAAUGCUCUUAGUGACCUAGACAGCACAGGAAACUCAUUAAAUGAGUGUGACGAAACCGUAAUCCAAGGAAGGAGGGAUUCUGGAGUUGGCGCUUCACUGACUAGAACCAAUCGGCAUCGAUUUAGAUGGCACAGCUUCCAGAGUUCACAUCGCCCUAGUUUAAGCUCUGCUUCUCUACAAAUCAACUGUCAAUCUGUGACUCAAAUCAAUUUACUGCAGAAGUUCUCUCUCUUAAAAUUAACAGCCCUUCUGGAAAAGUACACCCCGUCUAAUAAACAUGGAUUUAGUUGGGCUGUGCCCAAAUUUAUGAAAAGGGUUAAAGUUCGGGAUUAUAAAGACAGAAAUGUGUUUGGUGUUCCUCUGACCAUUAACGUGCAGCGUACUGGACAGCCAUUGCCCCAAAGCAUUCAGCAAGCCAUGCGUUACCUGCGCAGUCAAUGCUUAGAUCAGGUGGGUCUGUUUAGGAAAUCUGGGGUGAAGUCCAGAAUCCAGGCUUUGAGGGAGGUAACAGAAAAUAAUGCCGAUGGUUUGUCAUAUGAGGCGCAGUCUGCUUACGAUGUUGCUGACAUGAUAAAGCAGUACUUCAGAGAUCUACCUGAGCCACUGCUAACCAGCAAGCUCUCUGAAACCUUUCUGCAGAUUUAUCAAUAUGUGCCAAAAGAUCAGCGCCUUCAAGCAAUCAAGGCAGCUAUCAUGCUUUUGCCUGACGAGAACAGAGAAGUCCUGCAGACGCUUCUGUACUUCCUAAGUGACAUUGCUUGUGCAGUGGAGGAAAAUCAAAUGACUCCAACAAACCUCGCUGUAUGUUUGGCUCCUUCCCUGUUCCACCUCAAUACUUUAAAGAGAGAAAACUCAUCUCCUAGGGUGAUGCAGAGAAAGCAAAGCUUGGGGAAACCUGAUCAGAAAGACUUGAAUGAGAACCUUGCUGCAACUCAGGGACUGGCUCAUAUGAUUGCUGAAUGCAAGAAACUUUUCCAGAUUCCAGAAGAAAUGAGCAAGUGUCGUAAUUCUUACAUGGAACAAGACCUGAGACCAGUGUGCUUAGAGGAACUUGUAAAUGGAAACAAUGAAGACUCUGACUAUCAGUCCUAUCUUCAAGAGAGCAUUGACAUCCUACUCAAAGAAGCCAAGGACAAGUUUAAAGGAUGGGUCAGCUGUUCAACCUCAGAGCCAUCUGACCUUUCCUACAAGAAAAUGAGUGAAGGACCACCUCUACGACUGUGGAAGUCCUCUAUUGAAAUCCCAGCUCAGCCAGAAGAUGUUCUACAGCGUUUGCUGAAAGAGCAUCAUCUAUGGGAUGAAGACCUUUUGGAUUCCAAAGUCAUUGAGCGUUUAGAUGACCAGACAGAUAUUUAUCAAUAUGUACAAAAUAACAUGGCACCACAUCCUGCUAGAGAUUAUGUUGUAUUAAGAACAUGGAGAAGCAAUUUACCAAAAGGAGCAUGCAUGCUUUCAUACACCUCUGUGGAUCACGACAGUGCUCCUUUACUUGGUGUCAGAGUCAAUGUACUUCAGGCCAAAUAUCUCAUUGAGCCGUGUGGCACAGGAAAAUCCAAGCUAAACUAUCUGUGCAGAAUGGACCUGAGAGGACAUAUGCCAGAAUGGUACAAUAAAGUUUUCGGACAAUUGUGUGCAGCAGAAGUGGUCAGGAUUCGAGACUCUUUCAUCAACCAGCAAUCAGAAGGCAAAGAUGUAAAGUCAAGGUGACAACCCAAAAAUUGUUAAGGAUUGUGGUGGUCACAGGAAGUUAAAGAACAUUCGUUGAGAUGAUUUUAAAGCCUAGUGAACACAAGUGACAGAAUGAAUCACAGACAUUGGACUUAUUUUUUUUUAGAGACUGUAUUUCAGAUCUAAAGCUGCUUGUAUCUCAGACUGGUGCCUAUAUUGAUGUCCUGGACUGGAUUCAUAAGCCUGUAAAUUGUCUUAAGUGUCAUUUAAUGUAUGUUCUAUGACAUACUCAUUGACAUUGCUUCUAGGAAGCAACACAACUAUAUUGGAAAUCAUAUAUUGGACAACUUUAUGAAAACGCAACAUUCCUAUAUGCUUUUAUUUUCUUUUAUAUUUCUGUGCAGUUUAUUUUUUUAUUUUUGAGCAUAUAGACUCUAUAGAGGGACUGGUAUAUCCACUGGAAAAUUGGUACUCUUACUUUAUUUUUUUUUCUUCUUUUAAUGUAAAAGAAAAAUUUGCACAGCAUAAAUGUGUUUGUGUUUCGCUCUAAUGAAUGAAGUUUGGUUUAGUGUCUGGAACACUAAUAGACAACUCGUCUGCUUUUAAUUGUCAGGUCUAUGUAGAAAUAUCAAAUGUCUCAAUGAGCUGGGUGGUUCCUAACUUUUAGAGUUCACCUAAAUAAUUAUUCCCCUUUUUUAAUGUACUGUUAACCCUCCUCAGUCAUGUUGUUUUGAGUUUAGAACGUGAGUGGUCAGCUAGCAAAGCAGCAUUGCAUUUUUGUACCAGCUGGGGAUCUACCUUUUGGACAUCCGUGGUCUACAACAAGGGUGACCAAAAGGGACACCCAAGCUCUUUUAGAACUGUAACUUUUGUCAGCCUACAACAGAUGGGAGAGGACUACUUUUUGGGUCACAUAGUGUCUAGAGAAUUGUGCUUCUCAAACCGGUUCUGGUGAUUAACUAGUAAACUAGUGAGACAAUUUUGUGUGAUCUUCCACUACUGGUUUGAGAAACAUCUUUGGGACAAAAUUGCUUAAUCACAGUAUGACAAGCUGGUAAGCCUGCAUUACUGGGCCAUGCCAUGUGAUUGUUGGAGUUCUGUACCACUGAUUGCAUAGCAAAAUAUUUAAACACUCUAGUACUCAUACACAAAAUUUCCCAUUUAAAAAUGGACUGUGUAAAACACAUUUGUAUCUAUAAGCCACAACCGAAUAGGACAGGUUUUGAAAUACAUUUCCAUUUUGUAGAACGUGUCAUACGUUAUGUGUAUGUGUACACCAAUAUAGGACUUUUAUAAUUAAAGGAGACUGGGUGCCUCAUUAGGCAACAUGCUAAUCUUGAUAUCUAUUAGUAGUACACUUUUUCAUUAUGUUCUAUGGAAAACUUGAGUGGUUACCCUUGUAUCUAUGACUGUCUAGCCUCUUCGAUAUAGAAAUAAUUUUCAGUGACAAUCUGGAAAGGGCAGUGUGGUCUUCUUGGCUCCUAAUUACAAAACACAAAGUUAUGGUCAGGUUUUCAGAUCUAUAAGGGGGAUUUGCAAGUAUAUUUCUGGAAAACCGAAAACUCCUAAACUCUAAAGAUAGAACAGACAUGCUAAUGUAAAAAAGUGUCAGUUUGGCCUCUUUUUAACUCUUUGAGUGCUAUGCUCGCACUUCAAGCUCUCAAAUAAUUGCUGGGACUUUAAAUAGAUUUUUAAUACAGAAAGGAGAAGUGUGGUAUGUUGAAGAAGUAAAUUAAAUGUUUGUAGACUGAAAGAGAAUUUUGUGAGUGGAAGUCGAAAGAUUUUAUGUUAUUGCCGUUAUCAGUAUUAUAUUGAAAUGCUUUCAAUGAAGAAAACCUUUUUCUUUUUUCUUUUUUGUUGUGUAAGAUCAGUCAGAAUAAUAGUAGUAUUUUAUGAUCAGUGUUUCCAUUUAUAUUGUUAACCUUGUAUAUUCAGUGUAAUGUUUUGUCGUUUGUUUUGUUUUGUUACUGUACAAAUGUAUUGCUGUAAAUAUUAUAUUAAUGUAUUCUUGUAAUGUGUAUUGUCCAACAUAGAUAAAGCAUGGCGCAAUUAAUUAUUUAAGAUAUACAUGUAUUUAUAUCCCGGAGGUUUUUGUUUUUUUUCUUCUUCUGUACCUGGAUGCAUUCCUUCAAUCUAUAUGUUAUUGUAAAAGAGCAUAGUACAUAGAUUUAUAUCUUAAUGCAUAUGUGUUUAUAAAAUAUAGCCAAGUGCACUAUUAAAUCUUUCAAAUGAGA